Molecule: messenger RNA, 2619 nt
Organism: Puntigrus tetrazona (Sumatra barb)
Lineage: Eukaryota; Metazoa; Chordata; Actinopteri; Cypriniformes; Cyprinidae
Gene: stk16
Product: serine/threonine kinase 16
Exons: 8
Coding region: 342-1262 (306 amino acids)
Biological process (GO): protein phosphorylation
Cellular component (GO): cytoplasm; Golgi apparatus
Molecular function (GO): protein serine/threonine kinase activity; ATP binding
Source: RefSeq, a predicted model, not a curated record
CGUUUCUUACUCGAAUCCUUCUUCUUCUUCUUAGACCCAAUGGCUCGAUUACGACAACAAAUAAUUAGCCUGCCUAAGAUGUAGCGUGCGUCUGAGUGUCGGCGUCGCUCGGUGUAUUUCGGUGUUGUGAGACACCGACCAGCUGUUCUUGAAGACGCCACGUUUACUGCGGACGCGAUUUCAAGAGCCGGUCGACGUGUAGAUCAGCUAUCGUUACGAAUCAACACGGUAAACGCGCUUCGCUAUCAAGCGGCGUCUGUGACAUUUCGGAGCGCAACGGCCCACGUCAUCAAGUGCCUCUUCUCCAUCCAUGGUGGGUCAUAAGCAAUGCUCCAGAGAAGAUGGGACAAGCUCUGUGUAUCUGCUCUCGCAGUGCCAUCACCAUUGACAACAAGAGAUACUACUUCAUCCAGAAACUAGAAGAAGGAGGUUUCAGCUACGUGGAUCUGGUAGAAGGUGCACAAGAUGGCCGUUUCUACGCUCUAAAGCGCAUUCUCUGCCAUGACCGCGAGGGCCGCAAAGAGGCUCAGACCGAGGUGGAGAUGCACCGCCUUUUCAGCCAUCCCAACAUCCUCAGCCUGACCUCACACACCUUCAUGGAGCGCGGCGGGAAGUGCGAGGCCUGGCUGCUGCUACCCUACAUCAGUAAGGGAAGUCUGUGGUCCGUUCUGGAGAAGCUGCGGGAUAAAGGGGGCUCUAUGACCGAGGGCCGCAUACUACACGUUCUGCAAGGCAUCUGCGAAGGCCUCAGAGCUAUUCACGAUAAAGGCUAUGCACACAGGGACUUGAAACCCACCAACGUUUUACUGGAUGAGAACGAUCGUCCCUUAUUAAUGGACUUGGGCUCCAUGAACAAGGCCAGGAUUGAAGUUCGAGGGUCACGGGAGGCCAUGACGGUCCAGGACUGGGCCGCUCAGAGGUGCACCAUCUCCUACAGAGCACCAGAGCUCUUUAACGUGGAGAGUCACUGUAUCAUUGAUGAAAGAACAGACAUUUGGUCUCUAGGCUGUGUGCUGUACUGCAUGAUGAUGCUGGAGGGACCGUAUGACCUGAUUUUUCAGAAGGGUGACAGCGUGGCUCUCGCCGUCCAGAAUCCGGUCUCCAUUCCACAGCCGUGCAGUUAUUCUCAAGGUCUUCAAACCCUCCUCAGCUCCACUAUGGUGGCCAAUCCUCAAGAAAGGCCCAGAAUCAGCUGGGUCCUUGACCAGGUCCAGAACCUUCGGGACUUAAACGGUACAGACGUAGAUACCGACAGAGUAUGAUGCUACCACUGAGAUGGGAUGUCCGUUUUUCAGUGGACUCUGGACAUUUUGGACUAUGCACUCCGACAAAAACAACCCACUGAACUCACAAGCCUUGCAAACAUUUGCUCUGUCUUACCUCAGUGAGCUCAGCACGCCGUGAACAUGAUCACCCUAGCCUUCACGUCACUGUCUCAUAUCUCACCCCGAAAUCCAUAUUGAGCGAUUAAAUUAAAUUCUGAUUUUGGAGUAAAUUAUGAAAAGGCAUGUUCAUGAUUUAGCGGGAUUCGCUGUUAUGGCACACAAUAUACUGUUAUGGCUCCUUUAUCACAGGCACCGGUUACGUUUCAUCAAAGCAGUUGUUUUUAAAAUUGUAAUUCGGCUUAUGUGUCCUUCAGAUUUAUUAGCUUGUACAUUAUGGAACCAAAACCGAUUUUAGAUGUUUUAAGGGAUAUUAGUUAGGUUAUUUAAACGAGAGUAAAGCAAGUUUUUGGGGGACUUUGUGUUGUAAAAAGGCCCAAAGAUAAAGCUGUGUUACUGCCAUUGGACUUCAUUUGUGAAACAAAAGACUAAAUGGUUAUGCAUGUUGUAGCAUUGAAAAAUAGUUGUGCUCUAGUUUGAAGGAAAAUGCCUGAAAAUUCGUUUUAAGCAACUUGUUUGGCUGUAUGCUCAGCUUUUAUCAGCAAGUCACAGUGGUGUUAGUUAUGCUCAGUAUUUUUUUCAGAUUCGGAGAGGAUGUGUAAAAAAUUAUAAUGCCUCUCACAACUUUAACAGGUACACGUUCGUUUCAUUUAGUAUAAGUUUCUUACAUUUGCUUACAGUAUUAAGGUGUUCUUUAAAAAAUAAUUUCUUUAAUUUUUCAUGCCUAGGUCAGUUCUGUACUCGGUUAUUCAUUUAUUGUAUCUGAAGGCUUCGUGAGGAUGAAUAUCAAAAUAAUGUCUGGGUUAAUAAAUAAUAUUUUGCAUUUGUUGGAUAGUUACUUUUUUGGCAUUGAUCAUGAACCAGACUUAUUUUUAAGAGAUAUAUGCAUUACAUUCUCUUUCAUAAUUCAGGACUAAAUAAACCGAAGCAUUCCAUAUAAAUUGUAGUUGGAAUUUUAUCUGUGAAUAAGGACCUACAUGUGUUUCUGCUUUUUGUUUUAUUUUGUAACGGCAGUAAUUUUCAGAUUUCUUUGUGUCGGCUGUUCUCAUUUUGACUUGGAUUUUGUCAUGUUUCUAAAGGAUGUUUUAACUUGUGGUUGAAAUUCUGUUCAGGACUUAUUAAUUAUGCAAACUUGUUAAUUUAUACGAUAUAAGACUUGAGACGUGUAUUUCGGCAUUCAUUUACACUUAUUUCUUUCCUUUUAUAAACGGUGAAUAAAUUGUGACUGAAACGGCAA